AUGAAACGGUCGUCGUUGUUCGUGUGCUGCGGCAUAACGCUCUUGUACCUGUCGGACAGGUUGGACUCCAGGACAGUGUCGCCGAUCGUUUACCUGACGACGGCCAUGCCAAACGUCGCCGAUCCGACCGCGUAUUACGAUGGUGGCGUCGGUGGUCAAUCGUCCGGCUAUUACGACGGUGGCGUCGGUGGUCAAUCAUCCGGAUAUUACGGUGGAGGCGCAGGCGGUCAAUCCGGAUAUUACGGCGGUGUUGGCGGUCAAUCCGGAUAUAACGGCGGCGUUGGCGGCCAAUCCAGAAAUUACGGCGGUGUCGGGUCGACCGGACGUUACGGCGGGAGAUCGCCAAAUACCGCAGCCGCCACUAAGUACGGAAGUUACGGGCACAGGACUAUGCCGGAGUCUGCUGUCCGGGAAGCGAUUAGGCCGGUCCGCGACGAACGGAGUUACUACGAGUCUCCAAGCACGUACGAGUACAUGACGAACCCUCCACGGAAAAGUGGAAAAGUGUCCAGGGUGCCGGAGACUGAGCGACUUCCGCCGGAAGACGACGUAGAGUUUAUCGACGACGGUGGUGGUGGUGGUGCCAACAGGAGGCCUGCGAAAGACCGGCGCCGAGAAGGAGACGAAGACGAACGAGCUCAGGAUGUCGACGAUCGGCCUCGAGGUCACCUACAGAAUAAUAACAAUAAUAGUAAGAGGAUGAAUAGGGACAAGCCCAAAGCGAAGGGUGGCAGGAAACUUCCGACACGUGAAGAUGAUUACACGGAUGACGGUAGCAGAGGAGGAGACGCGGAGCCGGUAGGGUCUUCGACGAAAGGUGACGUGCAUGAAAGGGCGUCCGCUAAAAAACCACACCGAGACGGCCAUGAGGAGGUUGGGCGCAAAAACAAGAACCGCGCACCCAGCGAGGACGGGCCUAUCAAGCACAAGAUACACAAGAAAAAUGAGUACUCGAAGAGACAGCAGUUUUUCGACGAGGAGCACGUGGACCUUGGAAAGAAGAAACCCAAGAAUAAGGCGAACCACAACGGUCGCAAGAGAAACGGCCACGAACUUCCAAAGCAAAAUAAGAAGAAGAAGAGACAGCAGCAACAGCAGCAACCUACCCAAAAGCCAGUCAAACGGACGACGCAAAGGGAGAAAAAGGACGACCGAGGUGCGAGUCGGGUCGGCUCGCAAGGAUACGGUCAGGUUGUGGCCGUGCGAUAA
This is a messenger RNA of Myzus persicae (green peach aphid), 1209 nucleotides long. Its product is annotated as ABC transporter F family member 4-like. The coding region runs from base 1 to 1209 and encodes 402 amino acids. Lineage: Eukaryota; Metazoa; Arthropoda; Insecta; Hemiptera; Aphididae. The record is from RefSeq and is a predicted model, not a curated record. The transcript has a single exon.